GCAGAGAAGCACCUACAUUCCAAGAGGUUUCCGCGAUUGCUCUGACCAUGCUUGCUGCCGCACUACACCUCCCGAGUUUGCUGCUAGCCUGCGCGCUCCUGAAGAGCUGCGUGGCAUUCAAAAACGAUGCAACCGAGAUCCUUUAUACCCACGUUGUCAAAACUGUCCCGCCCGGUAGCCACAACAACACCAUGAAUCAAGCGAGGCACGGAGGCAGACAUGCAGGAUUCGAUCGGAGCAGUCGAGUUCAAGUUGGAUGUCGGGAACUGAGAUCAACAAAAUACAUUUCAGAUGGUCAAUGUACUAGCAUAAACCCUUUGAAAGAGUUAGUAUGUGCUGGGGAAUGCCUUCCUUUGCCAGUGCUACCUAACUGGAUUGGGGGAGGUUAUGGAUCCAAGUACUGGAGCAGAAGAAGUUCACAGGAAUGGAGAUGUGUCAAUGACAAAACUCGCACCCAGAGGAUUCAGCUGCAGUGUCAAGAUGGAAGCACAAGAACCUACAAAGUAACUGUGGUUACAGCUUGUAAGUGUAAACGUUACACAAGACAACACAAUGAAUCAAGUCAUAACUUUGAAGGAGCAACGCAAGCUAAGCCAAAUCAACAACAUAAAGAAAGAAAAAAGAACAGUAAAACCACGAAGCAGUCUCCAAGUUAA
Messenger RNA from Thamnophis elegans (Western terrestrial garter snake), 656 nucleotides. RefSeq names its product sclerostin domain containing 1 (gene SOSTDC1). Gene Ontology annotation, biological process: negative regulation of BMP signaling pathway; negative regulation of Wnt signaling pathway. The transcript is spliced from 2 exons. The record is from RefSeq and is a predicted model, not a curated record. Lineage: Eukaryota; Metazoa; Chordata; Lepidosauria; Squamata; Natricidae. The coding region runs from base 48 to 656 and encodes 202 amino acids. Gene Ontology annotation, molecular function: BMP binding.